UCGAUAGUAACACUUGAUAGUAAAGUGUUAGUUUCUUUUUUUUUUGUUUUGUUUUCUUUUAGUGUUUUUUUUUUUUAAAUUAUUAUUUUGUGUUAUUUUUAUUUAAUUUAGACAGAAGUAGCUUGAAAGAUAUAAUAUUGACGGUUUUUAAUGAUCCGUUAUAAGUAAUGUUGCUUGUUUGGUUUUGUCUAGAUAUUAUUUUGUAAUAAAGAUAUCCUAAUGGAUACACCACCCGUUCCAAAACCACGGGUUACACAUUUACCACAAAAUGAAGUAAAGCGGCCGAUUCCACUCCCUCGAACUAAACCCCCCGUGAACAAUGAAAGAGUCACGGCGACAGAUAUAUUUCGUUCUAUUAGUUCUGUCUCGAAACAAAUAACUGAAGAUGUUGCUCAAAAAGUUAGCAACUCAGCUAAGUGUGCCAAUGAAAAAAUUGAAAAAUCCAUUAGUGAUGGAUCGAAAUUCGCUAAAGGAACUUUAGAAAAAACUAUGAGCACGUCAAGAGCAGUUAGAGAUUCCGUCACAAAGUCAGUAAUAGAAGGGACUAAAUCUGCGGGCUUAAAGUUACGUUUAUCCAAGAGAGUGGGAAGUCCAGAAGAAGAAGAUUCUCAAAGAUGUGUUUCUAUGCCAGUAGUUGAUGUGAGUUUAUUUGACAAUAUUCAAUUUCACUCUCCUCUUUUGGAACAAAAGAGAUUUAAAAACGAUGAUGACAGCUGUACAAAAAAUCAACUACCAUCUUUACAAUUAAAUGCAACUCAUUUGGAUGAUGUUUCAUUGUAUUCCACUUUCUCAGAUUCCAAUACUGAUUCCAUGAGUAAUCUUUCUUAUGAUGUUAAGGAAAUUGAAGGUACAGAAUUACCUAUACAUUAUGAUACCUAUGAUACACCGCAAUCCUCUAGAGCUAAUAGUGUGAUAAGCACAACUUCUGCUCCUGAAGUACCUGAAAGGCGACACAAAAGAAAUAGUCAUAUUGAAAUAAUGAGACAAAAUUCCCUAUACGAAAAUUGGACACUUCCCUUUACACUAACUAGUGAAACUAAACCAGAAACUGUUACAAGGCCAAGUAAAAGUACAAUAUAUGAAUUUGAUCCUUUAAAUAAUAACUCUGAUAAUGCAAAGAGGUAUGAAGGUGUCAGUAAUGAGCUACUUCUUUUGGAAUCAUUCUUGAUUGGUGAUACUUAUGGCACAAUCAUUUCAACAGACAGUGGAAAUGAUGAACCAAUUUAUGACUUUGGUGAAAGUGAUUAUUUCAAUCCACCCACACCACCGGAACGCUCGGACAGUCUUCUACCAAAUGAGCCUUUAGCAAAAUCUUCCUCAAGCAGUUCUGAAAAAGAAAAGCUUUCUAAUUGGUAUGUUGGUACAGAUCCUUCUAGUACCGAAACAGUGCAGGAGGAUAUCAAACCAUCAAGCUCUAUGAUACAAAAAUUUUCAAGUAUGCUAAAACUGGAUAAUAAGCUUAGCAAAUCUAAUAGUAAAUCUUCUGUACAAAAAAUUCAUGUGAUUGAGCGUCCUCCCUUAAACAAAUAUCCUGUGCCAUAUUACAGUGGAACAUUGACUAAAGUAGUCUCUGGCCUUGUUGAAGAUUUAUUUAAAAAUUCCCAAUCUCGAUACUGUGUGUUGUCUGAUCAAAAACUUAUUUGCUAUACUGAUCCUGCUAAUUUAAUAAUGAAAGAGGCAUAUACUUUAGAUAAUAUACUUUCUCUUCAAAUAGUUUUGCCAUUGUCAUCCAGCACCUCAAAUAACUCUUACUGUUUUGAGCUAACGGUAUCUACUGGUCUUCGUAACGCUCCUAGAAAAAUCUUAUUCAAUUGUGGAAGUGCAUCAGAGAGACGAAAUUGGGCUCAAAAAAUUGCAGAACAUUUGACAAGUGGCAUACCCAUUAAAUACUCUUCAGAAUAUACUAGAUGUGGCUGGUGUUAUCUCAAGGAGGGUGUGAGCGGCGCUUGGUGUGGGGCGUGGGUGAUGUUGGUGAGACGUGUGCUCGUUUACUGUUACAAAGAAGACGAAAUUCAUACUGUCGAUCUGAGAAAGACGAGAUGCAUCGCAACUCAGGAAGCGGAUGAAGAAACGAAGAAUUCAUGUCCGUCAGACAACAGUCCGAAUCUCUUACUAGACUGUCCGCACGUCACUUUGUAUCUACGGUUUCCUCAUGAGAGGGAACUCAAGGGUUGGAAGUACAUGGUGAAACUUUCAGCUCAUAAUAACGGCUCCCACAUUCAUCACCAACAACUAACUAAAGAGGAUGUACCGGUCAUAGUGGACAAAUGUCUCAGUUUCAUAUAUGCUCAUGGGAGUCUCUCGGAGGGUAUAUAUCGCAGGGCUGGGAGUUCCUCUGUGUUGACUGAACUUUUGUCUCGUUUCCGUCGCGAUUCAUGGUCUGUCCAACUAACACCUGGAACACACUCUGAGCACGACGUGGCCGGCGUCCUUAAAAGAUUCUUCAGAGACCUCCCACAGUCACUCGUUCCAAAGGAAAAUCAUGCCGAACUUAUAGCUGCCCUAGAUCUGGACAAAGAGGCUCGGAUGUUGGAGUAUCGUCGGUUGAUGACGUCACUGCCCCUAGUGCCUCAGCGCACCGCCCGUAAGCUGUUCGCUCACCUCCACUGCCUCCACACCAUGUCGCGUGUUAACAAGAUGUGCGCUUCGAACCUUGCGUCAGUUUGGGCGCCCACUAUCAUGCCCACUGCACUGACAAGCCAGUCUUUGCAAACAGCGUGGUCUGCUAAGGAACAGUACGUAGUGAAGGAUCUCAUAACACACUACGAGGCUGUGUGGGAUCCGAGUGAGAGCGAACGAAGGAGGGAGGCUGUUAUAAGGAAGAUGUUAUCUAAAGCUAUGAACAACACAGUACCGUUACAACCGAAGAGUGCGGGCGACUUGCGUGCAUGGGUGUACGUUCAUAACAGAGACACGUGCUAUCAGGUUGAGCUUACACCAAACAAAACAAGCGGCACUGUUUGUAUAGAAUUAUGCGAAAAGGCGAAAAUGGAUUCACAUUUAUUGAUGGUAGAGGAGGUUAUAUGCAACGGUUCCAUGAGACGCAUUGUUCAUAUAGACGAAGUUAUUUUGGACGUAGUACUGCGGUGGGGAUACUGGGACGAGGACGACAGGAAGGAUAACUAUCUGCUGGUUAAAGAGAACAAAAUACUGCACGAACUAGAGUCGUUGAGGCAUUCGACGUCGCUGGUCUGCGGCGAGCUACGAAUAGCAAAUGAAACUACGAAAUCGUUUAAACUACAUAUGUUUGAGUGCAGUAAUUCUAAAUUAUGUUACUUUAAAGAUAAACAGGGAUCUCACAAGAUCGAAGAAUGGAACAUCAAAGACUUGCUGUGGUACGUUGGUCAUGAACCAAAGCGGAACCCACAGUCACGGUGGGCGAUCACCUUUAUACCUAGGAAUAAUAAACAGAAAAGAAGUAAAGACCGGCCGUGGUUCGGAUGUACUAUAGCGGGCGCGGUCACCGAGGACCAGCUCAAGUGGAUGACGGCAAUGACCUUCGGGGAACACGCCAACAUACUGCCAACACCACGCCUGGUCAUCACAUAGACCGAGUUAUAUAUCGAAUAAACCAUUACGUACAACAGCAUGCAUAAUGAACUCCAGAAAAUAUUAUUAUACAUUGGAUUCCUUGGCCCAUUGAUUAUUUACGUACCAAACAACUAUAUAGUUAAUUAUAGGACCAGUAAUAGUAUUACAUAUGUAUAUUUUAAUAUACCAAGUUUUUGUUUUAAAGCAUUUACGGUUACGUUGUACAAUGUAUUAAGUCUUGCCAGGAAUACGAAACAGAUACUCUCAGAACCGCAAAGGAUCCAAUUUGUAUUAUAUUUAUUUAUUGAAAUGAAUUCUUGUAAUAUUAUAUUAUUUUUAAAAUUAUCAUGACGUCACUUACAAGUUUAAGUAAUAAAUAUUAGCAAACCAUUUCUUUAGGGAAUAGUAUAUUAGUUACCAUUAUAUUCUAAUAUAUAAUUAUUAAUCAAGUGAUUGAUUUUAGCACAAGUGACGCUUUAUUUUGAUAACUUAGUAAUAUCUGAUUUUAGGCUAACCCUCUAUAGGACUAUAGAUAUUAAAGUUCACUUCGUGUUUUUCAAUUUAUAAUACAUAUUCUUUUAUAUUAUAUUUUAUAUCUCCAAAGUAUUUAAUACAAGUUGUGUUGUUAUCGGUGAUUAUACAUUUUAUAUAUUAUAUUUUUACUAUACAAUGUUUACAGUAUAAAGAUAAGUAUUUUAUUACAUACUUAUCAGUGCCUUUUAUACAGAGUAACUGUUAACGGUCUUGGCUGAUUAUUACGAACGAUAAUUCAACAUAAAAAUAUUUUAAGACGAAGACGGUGGCGGCUCGAGACCUUAUCGACGUAGAAAAUUAUUCUUCAUGUCUUUGGUCAGCGCUUUUAUUUUACGUCAAUUAUGAUUACCUUAUAAGUGUAAUAAAUUAUUUUGUAGAAAUAUCCUAAAUAACAGUUUAUAAUUUGUCGACAGUCAUAAAGCCGACGCUGGAGCAAUUUGUAUGAAUUUUAAAUUACAAAAAUGUUCAGAACUUCAGCCAAGGUCCGUCUUUACUCCCUAAUAAUUAUGUCAAUUUAAAAUAACCAUAGAAUAAGAAUUAAAUGUAUACCACAUUGAUUAUAUACAAUUAUAUAUAUAUAUUUUUUAAUAUAAAUAAGUACCACGUCAUAUCUCACUAACAAAUUGAAUGCUGGUUGGUUAUUUCAAAUUUCGAAUAAAAUUCUCACGAUUCAAUGCUAUUCGAUUCGAUUGCAACUUUUAUACAUAAAGUUUGCAUUAGUCUUUGAAACGGUCAGUGUUUAAUUCAUGGAAUAUUGAAAAAAAGAAAUCGUUGUUCAGAUAAAACAUAUGCUAAUAUAUUAUCUCAGUGAAUUCCUUUCAUUUUUAAAAUUGUAUAACAGUACGACUCAUACAACAUUUACAUAAGAUUCAUUAGAACAUAAAUAACUUUAUAUUUUGUGACACGACUUUAGCUAAUUCAGUAAUGUUGACUCAUUGUGUAUAAAUGCAAGUAUAUUGUACGAUUCUAAAAUUUUUGAAGAUUAUUCUUAUGAGACGGCGACUACUAAGCUUAAAAAGAUUUGUACAGUUUGUAAAUACAAACGAAACUAUUUAAUAAUUCUUACAAAUUAAUGAAUUAACUAAAGUAAUAGGUUUAUUAAUCACACUUAUACAAAAUGGUGGUUGAUAUCUCACAGAAUCUAAUAAUUUGACUAUGAAAUGUUUCACGUUGCUGAAAUUACAGAGCUCCGACUGUUCCGACGGUUCCCGAGCAAUAGGAAGAUUCGAUACAAGACUACAGAUCUUUUUAUCUUUUUAAGAAUAAUUUAUUAGUGGCCAGUGAGUACUUUAAAAAAUCAAAGAGGAGGGUUAUUAAUAAUACAAUAUUGGAAGCAAAUAUAUAGUUUUUUGGUUAAAUUCAUAUCAAAUAUUUUUAGAAGUCCAGAAAUCUUCAAAGAUAGACAUGUUUAGGUAAUUAAGAUUAAAUACCUAUGCAGAUUAAAUGUACCUUUUCAGCGGUUACUUGUGAAUACGCCAUAAAAAUCAUCUUGAAGUUUGGUCUUUCUCAUAUUUUAAAUGUUUAAAUUAAGGGUCUCUUGUAAAAAUGAUAUACCCACAUACCGUUUAUGGGUAUGUGUAUUGCUAUAUCACAUAAUUUGUAAGAGAUCAGGAACUGAUAUGUAGGAUUAUAUAAAUUAAUUCUUCAUAUCAUCUAUUACGCCAGCGGUAUCAAUGCCGACUGUGCUAGUGAUAUUGUAUUGAAGAAUAUAGGGGUAAAUUUUCUGCUAAUAAUGGCAUUAUUUUUCUUGAGCGUUUAUAUAUAUAUAAAAAGUCAUCUGUUGAAAAUUGUUUACAAGAAAUAUUUCAAUAUACAGAAAUUCUGUUUAUGUUUUUUAUCACGUUUCGUUGGCCACGAUACAGUUAGUGUUCCAAAGGUUACUCUUUUUUAUAUAAAAUCUUUAUAUAUGAUACAUCCAUACAAAACAUAAUAAUUAUGACACAAUUUAAUAUUUCACUCUCGAUUAAGUUUAUGUAAAAAAAUUAUUAUUACUAUAAGAAAUGUUUAUAUCUUGUUUUUCAAUAUGUAACACAAUACAUAUUUAUGUACCAAUAGCUAAUAAGUUUUAGACCUUGUUUUUGUGUCGUUAACAUUCACUGUUUGUCUCAAAUAUUUCGAUAGUAAUUUUUCUAAUAAAUUAGUGAUAAUUGGAUAGUGACAAAAUUUAUAUCAGUAUUGUGUACUGUUGUCAAUUAAAGUCAAUUGAAUGCACUUUGUGUACGAAAGUAGUUAUUAACUAUAUAAGAUUAUAUAUAUAUAUAUAUAUAUAUAUAUAUAUAUAUAUAUAUUUUAAAUAAUCUUCCUUUCUGUAAUCUAAAUUUACUAUUAAUUUUAAAAUUGUCUGUGAUUGUAAUCUUGAUUGGAGUAUUUCAAUUUUAUAAUUUUUUUUUAAUAAAUAUGUAUUAUAGUUAGAAUAUUAUCAUUAAAUAAAUUUAAUAUAUAUUUUAAAGAGCAUUCCUUAUUUAAUUAGUUUUAAUCGCAAAAUAUGAAUACUAUAUUAUAUAACAUUACAUGUCAGAUGUAGGUAUGUUUAUUCAAACGUUUAAUAAAAUGUCCUUUAGAAUC
Messenger RNA from Danaus plexippus (monarch butterfly), 6630 nucleotides. It is a transcript of the gene RhoGAP15B, whose product is annotated as arf-GAP with Rho-GAP domain, ANK repeat and PH domain-containing protein 2. Gene Ontology annotation, biological process: signal transduction. NCBI's taxonomy places the organism in Eukaryota, Metazoa, Arthropoda, Insecta, Lepidoptera, Nymphalidae. The coding region runs from base 220 to 3549 and encodes 1109 amino acids. The transcript has 11 exons. The record is from RefSeq and is a predicted model, not a curated record.